AUCGAUCCGAGCGUGCAGCUGCGUACGACGAGCACCAGGCAUCACCAUCAUCAUCAUCAUCGUUCUCAUCGUCCUCAUCAUCAUCAUCAUUAUCACGAUAAUCGUCGUCUUCGUCGUCGUCGUCGUCGUCGUCGUUGCUACUCGCAAGAGCAACGUCAACUCUGUAAAAAUCAUCAUCCGCGCCACGAUCGCCACGAUGAUCUACGCCAAUGCAGCCCGAGCGGCAGCUGCAAAGACGCGACGAUGCAAGUUCUGGCGAGUGCACUGAGCAGUCGCGAGUUUGGCGCAGACGCUGUAAAAGAUUAUAAUUUUAGAUUCGCAGACAAGUGGCGUAGCGCGCCCAGUCUGCCGGCCAGCCUCCUCUCGGUAGGUAAGCUCAGCUUAACCGUCGCGUCGUCUUCGUCGUCGUCGUCGUCGUCGUUUUCGUCGUCUUCGUCGUCGUCGUCGUCGUCGUCUUCAUCGUCUUUGGCCGCAGAAGCAUCGGCCGAGUCGUCUUGCUACCGCUACGACAGAGCGGUAUCGCUGCCCGCUGGUCUCGAUCUCUGUCGCACGUACUCGCGCGAUUUACUGGUGGCCGACGAUCGGCUGGCGCGCGACGAUGACCUCGUGAUCCGUGACAUCGGCUACGUCGUCGCGAGACGAGAGGAUAAAGUGACGGAUAAACAAGUGCCUGAAGUGAUCGAGUCGCCGAGAGGAGAGGAAGACAAAGAAGAAGAGGAGAAGGAAGAGGAAGAGGAAGAAAUGGCCGAGGUCGCAACGAUGAAUCUCAACAACGGCGAGGUGUCGCUGGACGAGGCGCUGCUCCUCGAGCCCGGCAAGAUCGUCGGCGAGGAGAAGCUGCGCAUGAGACGACGCGGCGCCAAGGAGGGCUCCAGCGUCAAGACGCAGAAUCCCCAGCACGGCAGCAAGGCGAUCCUGGCCGAUCUCGUGCUCGGCCGCGACGACGAGCCCGAGGACGCGAACAAAGCCACCGCCGCCGCCGCCUCUGUGGGGACGAUCGGCCUGCCCACCACGCCGACGGUCAAGACGCAGGACCGCAUCGAGUCUAAAGUCCUCGAGAUCGCCAUGGCGAUGGAGAACGACGUCGACUUGGCCGUGGACGAGGCCAUACGCCGGCUGAAGCGCGAGGUCGACGAGGCCACGAGCGAGUCGGCAGCCACCGAUCGGGACGUCGAGGCACUGGCCAGCGCCCUCGAGGAGGCGCACACGCUGCAGCGCACGGGCAGCCAGCGCACGGCCAGCCAGCGCCGCGCCAAGAAGAACGCCAGCUACGAGCUGGCCCAGCAGUCGGUCGUCAACGAGCGCAAUCUGCGCCGGCCCGCCGCCGACAGCCCCGCCAAGGUCUUCCACAAGCUCAACAAUGCCAGCUACGAACUAGCCAUACAGCAGCAGGACGUCAUGAGGAAUCUCUCGUUCAGCACCAAGCCCUACUACAGGAUGGACGCGUGCGAGGAGGAGCCCGACGGCGAGCCUCAGCAUUACUCGACCAUCGUGUACGAGCCGCCGCCCGAGCCGCAGCCUCUCUCGCCUACUCGCGUGCUCGGCGAGGUCGUCACCAAGAAGCAGAAGCAGCAGCAGCAGCAGCAGAGAGGCGAUGACUCGACGGGGAAAAAAAGCCAAUUGGAAACGACGCCGUAUAACGCCAGUGCUAACGGGAGGCCGCCAGUGUGCAGCGCCAAGAAACCACCCCUACCCCCUUCCACCAACACCAGUCAGCAGCAGCAGCAGCAGCAUCGCAGCAAUUACGGCCUCGGCGGCGGCGUCACCGCCAACAAUUACUCCUCACCUUUAUCGUCGUCGAGCGCGGGCUUGGAGCAGCAACACAACGGCUCGCGCAGACGCGCCACCACGGACCUCGGCAACCCGGCUGCCAUCAUCGAGAUGGCGAAGGCGCGCGCCGCGAUGCUCUCCACGGCCACCGCGACGACCACCACCGGCCAGCAGUCCUCCUCCGAGCAUCAUCAUCAUCAUCAUCAACAACAGAACAAUAAUCGAAGCAACGCCGGGAAUGAGCAGCAGCAUCACCCGUACCAGUCCCAUCAGCAGCAGCACUACAGCAAUCCAAGGCCCUACGGACUGCUCGAGACCGAUCUCGACGCUCCGCUCGAUCCGUCGGAGCUCGAGGCGGCCAAGCGGGCCUCGCGCAGCCUGCUCAAUCUCAAUGGGACGCAGUCGUCGUCGUCGGCUGGUAACAACGGUGCGUCCUUGUUGUCGCAGGACUGCUGCGACGACGCCGCGGCGGCGGCUUGUGGCGGCGGCGGUGCGGUCAGUUGUGCCAAUAAUCCCGCGAUAAGUGUCCACGGCCACAAUCAACACAGAUACCAUCAUCUCGGCUCGCCGCAGCAGAGGUACGGCUACCAUCAGCAUCAUCAGCAUCAAGGCAAUCAUCGUCAUCAGUUGACGGCGGCGUCGGCCACCGCGCAGUCUGCCGCGGCUUCCGGACAGAGACCACACAAAUCCAUGGAGUUUCUACUGGAUAAGGAGAACAUUCAUUACAUACAGCCGCCGGAGAACGAGCUGCAGAAGGUGGGCGAGCGCGUGCCGUCCGAGCACGAGCUUAGGGUGCAGCGCUCGCUGCAACGGCUCAACGUGCCCGACUGGUAUAAGAACUCGCCGGUCGCGCGCGACGGGGCCGCAGCGGCGGGCUUCCGGUUGAAGCGCCACUCGGACGCCUCGCAGCACGGCGGAUGGCGCGCCCUCGGCUCAAAGACCACAUCUCUAUCCUCGCUCUCGUCGUCUUCCAAUCGACAACCGACCACAGGGACGCUGCUAUCGCCGAGCCCGACACCGCCGGUGUUCUCGCGAUGGAGCACGAGCCUGCUGAACAGCGCGGGCAGCUCGCCCGCCAACUCGGCCCGCUCGUCCUUCAAUCAUCGCCAGCCCUAUCUCGGCUGGCGCUCCCAGGAGCGGCUCGCCAAUCCGCGCACACCCGCAGAACGCCUCGCUCAGGGCAUUCUGCCGCAGCUGCAGAACGCAAACAAGCAACAGCAGGGAACAGCCCAAUCGAGCAGCAACAGCAGCAACGUAACAGGUCAGCAGCAGCAGCCAGGUACUCAGAGUACGAAUCAGGAAGUGAGGAAUUCGAUAAAAGAAGUGACCUCAGCGAUCGUGCAUUACGUGCAAAGCGGACAAGAAGCCGCCAGCGGGCGUCUGUCGCCGCGCACGGCGGCCCAAAUGCAUCAGCAGCAGCAGCGUCAAGAUUAUUACUGGGACGACGGGAGGCAGGGCGCGAGAUCGACCAGCCCCCGAGGGAGCAGCCGUAUGAUCUGGAUGGAGAGUUCCUUCGUGGGCACGAAGCCGGUCGAGGCGCCGAGCGUGGCCCCGGCCAGCCUGAACCUCGACAGCAGCCACCGAUCAUCAGCAGCGACGACGCCUUUGCCAUUGCGUUCGUCUACCCCCGAGGUCUAUACGACGACGAUGACGGGGACAGCAGCGACUUUGGCUGCGAGAUCGACAGCAGCGACGAUCGGGGCGCCGACGACGACUACGACGACGACGACGAGUAUCUACCUCACUACGUCUCAGCUGGACGGAGGCGCCUCCGAGACCACAACCACAAGCUGCGAGGAGGACCUGGAGGACCUGGAGGAGGUGGAGGACGGCCUGGCGACGCCGGCAGGCGAGGACAACAACAGCCUGGCCGGCUUCGGGGCCUACUGGAGCACGAGCAUCGUCAGCAGCAGCAACAGCAACGCCCUAGACCACAACAACACCACCACCAGCAGCAACAGCAUCAUCAUCACCACCCCGGCAACGGCAAACAGCAGCAGCAGCAACAGGGACGGCUUAGCAAUGACUACUUUUACUACCAGUCAGGAUCAGGCCAGACGUCAUCAGCAUCGUCAGCAAGAAUCAACCACGCAGCAGCAGCAGCAGCAACAACAGCAGCCAACUGCUGCAGCCACGCAUCAGCGAACCCAAUCGACGGACAGUCGCAUGACUACUUAUCAGCAGCAGCAGCAGCAGCAGCAAAUCGUCCGAAGCCGUCCACCGUUGCAGCGGCGGCGUAGCGAGGGCAACGAGCCCACGCCACCGCUGCCGCCGCCUCAUCAGAAUCGACCCCAUCAUCAUCAUCCGCCACCGCAGCCGCCACCCCGUCGCACCUCCUUAGACAGCAUGGGUAGUUUCGACAACGUAGCGCUUCUUCAUCAUCAGCAGCAGCUACGCCUUCAGCAGCAGCAGCAGCAGCAACUGCAGCAUCUACAAUCGAAUCCCUCUAGCAACAACAACAACAACGGCAACGAGGACCGCGUGGUCCGCUGCCGGAACAGCAAGUGCCAGAACCAGGCCAGCCUGGCGGAGGCGCGCAAGACCUACAAGAGCUGCCACAACUGCACCUGCCUGUACUGCUCGCGCGAGUGCAGGCGCGCCCACUGGCACAGGCACAAGCGCACCUGCCUGUACUCGCGCGCCAACAGCCUCUGCAUACAGGUGCUGUCUUCCAUCAAGAAGGAUCCGCAGAGCCUCAAGCACCUGUCGCAGAUGGCGCGCCGCGGCUACCUGGCCCACGGCCGGGGCGCCGUCAAGUGCUUCUUCGCCAGUCCCGAGGCCGCGGAGAAGUACGUGCAGUCGGGCUUCCAGGAGCUCGGCGAGCCCGCCUACGUCAGGUGGUCGGACGUGCUGCCGAGCGAGAUGGGCGCCGAGCUCUACGCCGAGGCCUGCAAGCUCUGCGAGUCGUACAACGCCGAGACGCGCCUCGUCUGCUACGUCUCGGUCUGCGUAGUGAGGCAGGUGCCCAGCGCCAGCGGGGCAGUCAUGUGGGAGCGCCAGCCGGUCUCGCGCUGCGCCAAGCUCAAGCUCGAGGCCAGUUGCCGCGCGCCCCAGACGACGCAGACCGCGACGACGUCCUCGGCCUCGACGACCUCGGCGGUGGCGUCGCCCCAGCCCCAGCCCCAGCCCCAGCAGCAGAAGCCGAAGAUGCAGUCGGCGCCGCCACCGCCUCCGAUUCAACAGCAGCAGCAGCAGCAGCCACAACCGGCCAACAUAACCCGGGACAUGGACUCGCCGGAGACGCUGGUGCUGACCUCGAGGCCGCUCCAGGCGGGCGGCCCGCCGGCGCGCCACAGCCGCGAGCUCGCCUUCGAGAACAUCCAGCGGCUGCUGAGGCAGCGGGGCGUCUCGCUGAGGCGCCACUUUCCCCAGGUGCACGGCAAGCUCGGCGCCUACGUCGAGGCCAGCGACGCGGACAAGUUCGCCCCCGUGACCAUUUACCCGAGGGAUCAGGCGAGCGGCCGAAGCUUCAUGUGCAUCAUCAUGCUCGAGGCCGAGCCCGAGCGGCUGCGACUGCUGCCCACGGACUCGUCGCGGGUCAAGACCGUCGACGUCUGCCUCGAGCACGAGAUCGAGUGAGAGACGAAAGUAUUGUCUGGUAUGAAUGAAUGGCGAUGAAUUCGAUCGUGUAUAAUCAUGAUCGACGAGCCGAUGAAUUAAACCUCGUGUAUUUCAUUCGUGAAUGGCUGUUAUUGAUUUUUGUGUGUACACAACGAAUCUUUGAUUUCAAAUUGUCGUACUCUUCCGCCUAUAUUAUAAAAAAAAAAUAAAAAAAUUUCGAUCGUGUCUUCAAUCUUCGGAAAGUCAAAUUGCUUAUAAAAUGUAAACGAUAAAAGUGAACAAAAUAAUCGAAGUUUCAUCUCUUCAACGAUAAUAUCAAUGUUCUUAAAAAUAUAUUACAAUUAUUAUGUGUGUGCAUGCCCUGGAUCGAUGCAUCUCUACCUCGUUGUAGUACGAAUACCAAAACCAUAUGUGUGUGUGUGUACGUGUACGUGUGUAAAACUCGACUUUGAAUUUUUCUUUUUUACCGGAAAAAAUUUUCGUCUCGCUCGCUUGAAGUGAACGAGCUCGCGAAAAUCCGCUUGCGAGAUGUCGCCACCCAAAAAAAAAAACAGUAAAAAUAAGUAAAUAAAUAAAAAACAAGCUUGAUCGCGCAUAAGAGAAUCGAUGUAGAUGCUGCAGAAAAAAUAUUAUAUCCCUGGUGGAGCAUUCAUUCUAAAAAUUUCUGAAACGAUUGAAAAAAAAAGCAAGAAAAAAACCAAAAACAAAAAAUUGUAUAUUUAGACGAACCUAGGUAGAUAAAUAACAUUGAUGAUAUUAAAAAUUAUUAAUUAAUAAUAAAAACAAGUAUAGAUUGUAAUGCAUGACGAAAUAGCGAGUCGAGGAUAAUUUAUUAAAAACUGACAUUUCGUUGUAUCAAAAUCGAAGUUUUAGAGUAUUUUUCACCAGUUUAUAUAUAUAGAAUAUAUAUUCUAUGCGAGCUUUAUCGCAGUUCGAUGUUUUUUUUUUUGUUAAAACAUUGUUAUUUACUGCUAUUAUUACGCAAACUCGUAUUUAUACUUAAUUAAUAAAAUUAAUACGAAUAGACAAAAUAUUGUAAAGUAAUCGUUUUUUCGCCUAUGUUAGGUUUUCAAUCAGCAGGUUUAUAAAUAGUAAAAUAUUAGCGGAUUAUUAAAUACGUGUACAAUGCUGCUUUUCCGAAUCUUCGCAAUAGAAACGACCUGUGUACAUAAUGUAAAAUUACAAUUUUCCCAUGAUAAAUUAACGAACUAUAAUGACGUGCAUAUUUUCGUGCGACAUCCUGCAACGUGAAAUAAUUAUUUUUUAAGUAUAUGAACCGUGUGAGACCCUCGUUUUUCGUACAUAAUGUUGCACAAAAAAAUAAUUAUUACAAAUACUUUCCUUGUUUGUUAUAUAAUGAUGUUAAUCGUGUAUCAUAUUUUUAAUAUUUUACUGUGUAAAAAUAUGUAUGUAAUUAAUUACAGCUGAAUUUGAUAAUCAAAAUUAUGACAUUUAAGCUCAUUACUUUCUAUGUAAGUGUUAUAAAUUAUAUUUAAAUCCCUAAGUAUAUUGUUACAAAAUCUUAAGUUAAGAUGAUUUAUAACAUUGUUUUACUACGUCACUUACUUUCAUUGAUCAGUCACGUGAAUUGUUGAAAGAAAAAUAUGUUUUGUCAAUAAACAUAUCAUGUUGUACGAUCUUAGAAAAUUCAAUUGCUUUAUUUCUCUGUAUCUAUAUCGCGCAUGUUGGCUUUGAAAAUUUUCAUUCAAAAAUUUCUUUUUUUUUAUCAAAGAUUGAUGCGAGUGACGAUAAGUUGAUGUAUCGAAAAUGAAUGUUGAACAAUCGACCAUAAUGCUACCAAAUUAAAUAUGUAACGAGAAAGUAUACUUGGAACGUGUAAAAAAUUUUUAGCGAAAGCAACCGAAUUCAAGCGCUUCCUGGACCUUGUGACGUGUGUGCGUUUUAGAUAAUCCCUGAAAGUAGUAUCUUGCACCGAAUUACUUGCGUUGGACUUUCACGCGAGGAAACCAUGUUGAACGAUACGAUUAUAAUAUGAAAACAUUGAAAUUGCGUAUGAUGAUAUUGGUUUGAAAAAGAAUCAAAAUGAAUUAAUGAAUGUAUCUGUUAGAAAUCAAACAUUAAAUAAAUAUCUUUAAAGAAAAGAUGACCUAUUUUUUGACUGUUUCAUUACAUAUACCACAUUAAAUUCAUUUAUAGAAAAAAAAAA
Molecule: messenger RNA, 7498 nt
Organism: Trichogramma pretiosum
Lineage: Eukaryota; Metazoa; Arthropoda; Insecta; Hymenoptera; Trichogrammatidae
Product: serine-rich adhesin for platelets
Exons: 8
Coding region: 244-5349 (1701 amino acids)
Biological process (GO): cell-cell junction organization
Cellular component (GO): plasma membrane; apical junction complex
Source: RefSeq, a predicted model, not a curated record